AAGUACAAAAUAAAAUAAAAAUAUAUGAUAGAACAGAAAUACAAAAUAAAUCAGAAAUAGAAACACAAAAUAAAAUAAAAAUAUAUGAUGAAAUAAAAAUGCAAAAUAAAUUAGAAAUAGAAUCACAAAAUAAAGUAGAUAUAUUUGAUAAAUUAGAAAU
This is a messenger RNA of Racocetra persica, 160 nucleotides long. NCBI's taxonomy places the organism in Eukaryota, Fungi, Glomeromycota, Glomeromycetes, Diversisporales, Gigasporaceae. The record is from the annotation of a GenBank genome assembly.